Fusarium venenatum is the source of this 270-nucleotide messenger RNA. The record is from RefSeq and is a predicted model, not a curated record. Lineage: Eukaryota; Fungi; Ascomycota; Sordariomycetes; Hypocreales; Nectriaceae.
AUGCUUGACGGCAAUUAUGUACAGAACGAUUCCAAAGGUAAGCUCCACUCCAUCAAAUCUCUUGACUCGGUCCCCUCCAAGACAUUCCACCUGGGUCGAAGCACCAAAAGUCGAUCCAAACUUUUGAAAAGGGUCACUGUAGCAGUGACGGCCUGGCCUGUUUUUGUCGGCCUGCCUGCCUGCAAAGCCUUGUCAGACUCAGCUCUGUUCUUGGAGAUCAUUGAUGUGCCUGCCCGAUUUGCUCUAUUUCAGUCCCGUGCCACUACGUAG